AAAACAGCUGUUGAGUCUUAAUGUUUUUGUUGCUGUUGGCAUUACGUUAUUUUUUUGUCAUUCACUUCUCUUUUUAAUAGCUAGAUGAGAGUAUAGAAUUGUUGUUAUCUUUUUAAUUAAUUCUCUGCGAUGAAAUUUAAUUUAAAUCCCAAAACCAGUAAGAUUGAUACCAUUUAUCGGAGUAUACUGUUGAGUAAAUUUUUCACCCAAGGAUGGGGCGAUCCAGAUAACAUGAAAAAGAUAUUUACACUGAGAAAAGUCAUCUCUGAUCGUGAAUCAUGUAUGAAAAUGGUCUCUGCAAAUCAUCCUAUUUACAUUGAUCGAGUUGUGGAGGAUUCAAGUCAACACACAUUAACAGAGGGACAUUUUAUUAGUCCUUUGAAUGCUUAUCUUCCAGAAAGUAUCCCAGAAGAAUCACGAAUAGCUCGGUUUCAGCUGUUAUUACCUAAAAAAUGGAAACAUCCAUAUCUCAAGCCUGUUUGCCUUCAUUUAGCUGGUACUGGAGAUCAUUUUUUCUGGAGAAGAAGAGCACUCAUGGCUAAACCAUUAUUACGAGAAUCUGGAGUUGGUUCAAUAAUCUUGGAAAAUCCCUUCUAUGGAUCUCGUAAACCUCCAGAUCAAAUCCGUUCUUGUCUUCGAAAAGUCUCAGACAUCUUUGUCAUGGGUGGCUGUCUAAUUCUAGAGUCUAUAGCUCUUUUCAAUUGGUGUGAAAAAAUGAACUUUGCUCCACUCUGUGUUACGGGUAUUUCCAUGGGUGGUCAUAUGGCUUCUCUGGCUGGAGUAAGUUGGAACAAACCGAUAUCGAUUAUACCUUGUCUCUCCUGGACAACAGCGUCUUGUGCUUUCACCCAAGGAGUAUUGAGUGGAGCUAUUCCAUGGCAAACUUUGGAAGAUCAAUACGUACAAUAUGGCCGAGAGUUUCGUGAAGAGGUUAAAAAGAUGAUUCAUUCUCCUGAACAGAAUGAAAUAUUCAAUGCUGGAAGACAAUUUGCUCAAAACUUUCCAUCUAGUCUCGAUUCAAUGCCAAACGAAAGUGCCAACAAAGGUGAAGAACAAAAUCAAGACCUCAAAUUAGAUUGUAUUAAUUUUAUGCGUGGUAUUAUGGACGAAUGUACUCAUCUUGGAAACUUUGGUCCUCCAGUUGAUCCUGAACUUGCUACUAUUGUCACUGCCUCACAAGACGCUUAUGUUCCUCGCGAUGGUCUCAUUCCUCUGACCGAAAUUUGGAAAGGAUCCAAAUUACGUACACUUGAAGGAGGACACAUAACUGCUAUACUUUUUAAUAUGAACGUCUUUAGAGAGGUAAUAGCAUCUUCAAUUAGACUUAAUGCACAGAAACACUACCAACAAGAGCUGUGAUAAAAACUUGAGACUCUUCCAAUGAGUUCUAACACCAAUAAGCAUAACAAUCAAGAUCUUUAUUGAUCAAAGUACUUAUCAUUGUGAUAAUUUUCAUCAUCUUUUCAAUGCUGGUCAACUGUUUGAAUAUACUGAAACCUGGUUCACCUACCAUCUAAAAGUUAAUGAAGUUUUGUUAUUUCUUGUCGA
This is a messenger RNA of Tetranychus urticae (two-spotted spider mite), 1548 nucleotides long. RefSeq names its product cardiolipin-specific deacylase, mitochondrial. NCBI's taxonomy places the organism in Eukaryota, Metazoa, Arthropoda, Arachnida, Trombidiformes, Tetranychidae. The record is from RefSeq and is a predicted model, not a curated record.